Branchiostoma belcheri (Belcher's lancelet) is the source of this 1674-nucleotide messenger RNA. Its product is annotated as p53-induced death domain-containing protein 1-like. The coding region runs from base 1 to 1674 and encodes 557 amino acids. The record is from RefSeq and is a predicted model, not a curated record. Lineage: Eukaryota; Metazoa; Chordata; Leptocardii; Amphioxiformes; Branchiostomatidae. Gene Ontology annotation, molecular function: caspase binding; death receptor binding. Gene Ontology annotation, biological process: positive regulation of extrinsic apoptotic signaling pathway; TRAIL-activated apoptotic signaling pathway. Gene Ontology annotation, cellular component: cytoplasm; CD95 death-inducing signaling complex. The transcript is spliced from 7 exons.
AUGGGCCCAGAAGGAGGUAACCUGAAAACCGCGCAUUGCACCGUCUCUGUACCUCCUGGGGUCGUUACCAUGGAAACAGAAAUCACCUGUCAGGUCAUCAACCCCAAUGACGUCACGCUCCCCCUGAAGGACGGAGAGAUGUUAGUGAGUGACAUCAUAGAGCUGGGUCCGCACGGGACAACCUUCCGCAAACCUGUCACUGUGCAGAUGCAGUACAACAGCAAGUCGUUAGAUGGCGCCAGGGAAGCUGCCGUGUGGGUCACUGAGGACAGGUCACAUUGGACGAAACUCAAAACCACUAAAGAAAGCAAAUACAAGCUUUCCGUAUCAGUGGACCACUUCUCCAUCUUUGCCGUCAUCAGUCAACCCAAAGAGGACCAGUGUAUUGUGCCCAAAACAGGGCGCAUUCUGACGUCAUCAACCCAGCCUGCGGUACAAAUCAGCUUCCCGGAACAGGCUGUGACCACAGAAACCCAGGUUACAAUUCAGGUACAAGAGGUUCCAACAAGAGCAGUUGAGGACAUCAAGGCAAAGGAUGAGUCUUUCCAGAACCUCGUUGGAACCAGCCCGAUUGUCAAUGUCGAGACUGUGUCGACCUCCGAAGUCCAGUUCCACAAACCGGUCACAGUGCGAGUCCCACAUCCCAAACACUACAUGGACAUUCAACACGAGGGGCCCACCAAACUGAGGGUGAUGUCAUGUGAGGAGGGGACAGAAGACUGGAUGGAUGUGACAGACAACAUUACUAUCAGCCGAGUCACAGAGGAGUUUGUGGAGUUUGAAGUCACUCAUUUUACCAGAUGGAUUGUAAUCGUUGUCGCAGACAUCUACGGUGAUCCUGAAGAGCUAGGACCGAUCCCCCUUCACCUUUGCCGAUGGCUUCAACACCGUGCCGUACAGUUCAUACUGAUGCAGAGGGAAGAUAACAUAAAUCAAGUCGUCAUAGAAUGCAAACCGGCUGAGGAGGCAGAAACAGAGCAUGCAAAUUUAAUACAAAAGGGUUACAAUGGUCCAUUGCCUUCAAAAACAGUAAAUGUAUUCGAAGGACAAAACGUAGAAGUACGUUUGUUUGGCAAUGUUUCAAUCGCGCCAUCCUACACACAACACAUCACCUUCCACAGCCAGAGGCCCAACCGUCUUCACUUGCAGGUGGAGGCCCACGAUGGUUCAGAUGGCAACGGCACUGUUGCCUUCCUUGCUAUGCCACGCGUCAAAGUCCAAAAAGAGAAAGACACCAGAGCAAAGAUAAGGAACGUGCGUAAGAAACUUGAAAAACUCGAGCUUUCCUCCGACCCAGAAGUUCUACAACCAAAAAAGCUUUGCGCGCUCCCACUCUCUGUGCCAUGUGGAUCUCCAAAAAAGGCUUCAAAAGGAGUUGCAGGGGGUGCAACCUUUAAAGACGUAGGGAAGACCUUCUAUUUCAUCAAGGAAAACGUGAGCACGGGUUGGAAAGAUUUGGCUUUCCAUCUCGGCAUUCCAGAUCCUGACAUUAGGAACAUCGCCAGAAGAAACCCCGACGACAAGUCCUGCUGCAUGGACAUGCUGCAGGAAUGGAAGAAGAAGAAAGGAGACGCCGCUACCAUAGAGGUCCUGAUGAAGGCUCUGUCAGAGGCAGGGCUGCAGAGCGUCGUGGAUGGUUUAAAAAGACUCCACCGGCGAGGGGAGAAGAAGUAA